CGAUCGAGAAGCAUUCAUCUUACCCCAUCUUAUACUUAAUACAUACUCUUACAUCUCUUGGUUUCUUGGUUUCAUCCAUUUGACUCUACAAAAAGAAGUUAACAAGAAACUGUUUAAAUUCAAAUCGAAUUGAAUGUCAACUCUUUAAAACUUGUUGUGGAUCCUCUUGACUUCCAUCCUGAUCGAUUCUUCUUUCACUUCACAGACAAUUUCUCAUUUAAAUCAGGACCUCCUUUGAUCAGUUCUUACUUAUACCUCAUUCUAACUGACUUGUCGUUGAGAUACUCCUUUGAUCUCAACUUCAGAAUCAACCUAUCACCAUUUAUGUAGACUACUGGUGCUUCUUAACUUAUCACUCUGUACAUCCUCUUCGAAUGAUGAUCUAAUCCGAUAUACAAAAGAUCAUUGUUAGGAAAAGGCUCAUUGUACAAAUCAGAAAAAACCCAAUUUCCAUUCUCUGCCCAAAUCGAAUUUAGCAUCAUCCUAAACUUCUAAGCUUACGGAACUCUGGCCUGUAUCAUCAUCAUCAUCCAUCCAUCCCUUAAUAAGGUUUUCUGUAUCGAUUCCUCAUCCAAUCCUAAAGAAUACCAACAACUUCCCCAACAAAAUUAUAUCCAUCAUAAUCUCUCGACAGUGUGAAAUCCAAUUGGACUCUUCUCAUCCACCACUCAGAUUAAAAUCGUAAUUACUUGAAAAAAUAUCACUUUGGCCUUUCUUGCACUAUAAGUUUUUGUAAAAAGUAAAAGUGAAUUUAUCGAUCAAAACUCAUCACAUCAUGGCCGUAUCAAUUAUUUGUGCAUCCCCUCCGCUUCUCAAGCCAACGCCUAUUCGUCCUGUUUGUAGAAGAGCAAUUGAAGCUCAAGCAGAAAAAAUCGAGGUCACCCCUCUCCAACCUCGACGUGCUGGUCCUACAGAACGCCGUCCGAGUAUGCUGCGAGCUACUACUCUUGACGGCCGAAGUUUAGAAGAAGUAAUCCAAGCAGCUCAUCGAGCAUCACGGUAUGAUCAAGUUACAGUCAAAACACCUUCUACACCACAAUAUCAAUCAACAUCUUAUACUUAUCAAUCAAGACCACAUCUAAGAACCGAACGAAGAGAGUCAUGGCAUUCCAAUUCAACAGAUCAUUCUUACCAUCCUAAUCCUCAUCAACGUUCUCGUCCUUCUUCAAUGGAUGAUGUACAAGCAUACGAUUAUCCUUAUCAGUAUCCAAGCCGACAUGAUUAUUCAUUGACUAGUCAUCCAUAUUGAAUCAUCUAUCAGAUCUCAAGUCUUUUUUUAAACUCUUUUACAAUCUUUUAUUUGCGAAACCGAUUCGUAAUUCUAGUUUUAUUUUUGUUUUGACUGAAUUUUUUUUUUCCCGUUUUGCUUGAUCAUUUUUGAUACACAUGCUUUUGUAAGCAAGAAGAAAAAAAAACACUAAAAAAUUAAAACCAAAAGAAAUUCAUUUUACAUGAAAGAUUU
Melampsora larici-populina 98AG31 is the source of this 1462-nucleotide messenger RNA. RefSeq lists its product as uncharacterized. The record is from RefSeq and is a predicted model, not a curated record. The transcript has 5 exons. Bases 776 to 1249 code for a protein of 157 amino acids. NCBI's taxonomy places the organism in Eukaryota, Fungi, Basidiomycota, Pucciniomycetes, Pucciniales, Melampsoraceae.